Molecule: messenger RNA, 1267 nt
Organism: Diaporthe batatas
Lineage: Eukaryota; Fungi; Ascomycota; Sordariomycetes; Diaporthales; Diaporthaceae
Exons: 4
Coding region: 322-981 (219 amino acids)
Biological process (GO): cell division; positive regulation of protein phosphorylation; signal transduction
Cellular component (GO): nucleus; cytoplasm
Molecular function (GO): protein kinase activator activity
Source: RefSeq, a predicted model, not a curated record
CUAGGCCCUCGGCCCCUGAACCCGGCUGGCAGGGCUGCCCAAUCUACAACGCGGCGCGUCGCCAACGGCAACUGCUGCUAUUUGUUCAAUGUUGACUCCUUCUAGAUUUCAUCAUAGGUAGGCUGUCCAGGUUCAGGUGUUUCCAAGGCGCCCGGCUUGUUGCACGGCCACAUUCCGACUUCCCCACCCCAACACCAGACAGUCACGACUUACUCUCAUCUGUCUUGGAAACAUAUUUCAAGACUUGACCGUGCCGGUCAUCCAAACUCAGUCCGAACCUUCCCUGCCCCGACUCGUGUCUCGCAACGAUCAGAGGUUACGAUGACUUCCUUUAUCGCUACCGUGAGCAACAACCGCAGGAACCAGUUCCGACCGCGACCCGGUGGAAAGCAGGGAACAACUAGCUACCAGCUGCGACAAUAUGCCGAGGCCACUCUGGGAGGCGGGAGCCUCCGCAAGAUCGUGAAGCUGCCUGAGGGCGAGGACGAGAACGAGUGGUACGCCGUCAACAUGGUGGAUUUCUACAACCAAAUCAACCUGCUGUACGGCGCCAUCACCGAGUUCUGCUCGCCCCAGUCGUGCCCGGAGAUGAAGGCAACCGACGAGUUCGAAUACCUGUGGCAGGACAACGAGAACUAUAAGCGUCCGACCAAGAUGCCCGCGCCGGCCUAUAUCGAGCAGCUCAUGACCUGGGUGCAGAGCAGCAUCGAUGACGAGGCCGUCAUGCCCAGCCGCAUCGGCGUGCCCUUCCCCAAGACCUUCCCCUCCCUCGUCCGCCAAAUCUUCAAGCGCAUGUACCGCGUCUACGCACACAUCUACUGCCACCACUACCCCGUCAUCCGCGAGCUCGGCCUCGAGCCCCACCUCAACACCAGCUUCAAGCAGUACGUCCUCUUCAUCGACGAGCACAACCUGGCUACCGGGAAGGACUUUUGGGGCCCGCUGGGAGACCUGGUCGACAGCAUGCUGCGAAGCGACUGAGGAGUCCGUGGCUUGUACGAUAGGCGUGAUUUUGAAUUUCUGCGUCAUGAAAGCUGGCGUUGGGGGCGGACGGUUCUUGUGCUUGUGACCCAAGGUGUAAAGAGAUGAUGGAUGAGGGCUGGCCGGAGUGCUCAAGGGUUUGGGUUGGACAUAUCCUGAUAUUGCCAGCGGACCAGGCCCUUACUCGGCCUCACAAUAUGCUGCAGACUGGAUUGAUACACCGCAGUAUGUCAUUUCCGCGAAACCAUGAGGGCUUAGAUCUUAAAACAUAAAAGGCAUUGCUGAG